AUGAAUCAUGUAUAUGACAUUUUAUAUCUAUCUCAGUCUGUUCAUAUCUAUCUAUCUAUCUAUCUAUCUAUCUAUCUAUCUAUCUAUCUAUGUUCAUUAUCUAUCUAUAUAUCUAUCUCUUUAUUUAUAUAUUUGAGAACACUUCAAUGCGUAAUUUUCUUCUUCUCUUCCGUCUCCUUCUUCUCCCUCUUCUCUUCCUUCUCCUCCUCUUUUUUUCCUUUUCGCAACUACACUUCAAUGCGUCAUUUUCUUCUCUUUCAUGUCCUCUCCCUUUUUCUCCUCCUCCUUCAUCUUCUUCUUCACAGCUUUAGACACUUCAAUGGCUCAUUUUCUUCUUCUUUUCUUCUUCUUCUUCUUCUUCUUCUUCUCUGUAAACACUUAAUGUAUCACUUUCUUCUCUUCCAUCUCCUUCUUUUUCUUCGCAACUGUACGCUUUUGGUUAAACUAUCUGUCUGUUCAUAUCUAUCUAUCUAUCUAUCUAUCUAUCUAUCUAUCUAUCUAUCUAUCUAUCUAUCUCAUCUGUUCAUUAUCUAUCUAUCUAUCUAUAUCAGUCUGUUCAUUAUCUAUCUAUCUAUCUAUCUAUCUAUCUAUCUAUCUAUCUAUCUAUCUAUCUAUCUAUCUAUCUAUCUAUCUGUUAUGGGACCUUACCCAUAA
This is a messenger RNA of Acanthosepion pharaonis, 654 nucleotides long. The record is from the annotation of a GenBank genome assembly. Lineage: Eukaryota; Metazoa; Mollusca; Cephalopoda; Sepiida; Sepiidae.